Dipodomys spectabilis (banner-tailed kangaroo rat) is the source of this 1608-nucleotide messenger RNA. RefSeq names its product ADP ribosylation factor like GTPase 5B (gene Arl5b). Gene Ontology annotation, biological process: vesicle-mediated transport; protein localization to Golgi membrane; intracellular protein transport. Gene Ontology annotation, cellular component: trans-Golgi network; cytoplasm. The record is from RefSeq and is a predicted model, not a curated record. Gene Ontology annotation, molecular function: GTP binding; GTPase activity. Bases 78 to 617 code for a protein of 179 amino acids. Lineage: Eukaryota; Metazoa; Chordata; Mammalia; Rodentia; Heteromyidae. The transcript has 6 exons.
GCCGGUGCCGCGGUGGGGGACCCGGCGCCGCGGCACCUGCUGCGGAGGGACCCCCGCGGCCUGCCCCGGCGCUCAGGAUGGGGCUCCUCCUCGCCAAACUGUGGAGCCUCUUCUGUAACCAAGAACACAAAGUAAUUAUAGUGGGACUGGAUAAUGCAGGGAAAACCACCAUUCUUUAUCAAUUCUUGAUGAAUGAAGUGGUUCAUACUUCCCCAACCAUAGGAAGCAAUGUAGAAGAAAUAGUUGUAAAGAACACUCAUUUUCUUAUGUGGGAUAUUGGUGGUCAGGAGUCACUACGAUCAUCUUGGAAUACUUAUUACUCAAACACAGAGUUCAUCAUUCUUGUUGUUGAUAGCAUUGACAGAGAACGACUAGCUAUUACAAAAGAAGAAUUAUACAGAAUGUUGGCUCAUGAGGAUUUAAGGAAGGCUGCAGUCCUUAUAUUUGCAAAUAAACAGGAUAUGAAAGGGUGUAUGACAGCAGCGGAAAUCUCUAAAUACCUCACCCUUAGUUCAAUUAAGGAUCACCCGUGGCACAUUCAGUCCUGCUGUGCUUUGACAGGAGAAGGGUUAUGCCAAGGUCUGGAGUGGAUGACAUCCCGGAUUGGAGUGAGAUAACUUUUUGUCUUAAAAAAAGACUGCUCUAUUUAUUCUGUGACAUGAACAUUUUUCCUAGUACUUUUGGCUGCUGAGGCAGCAGCAUGUUUAAUUUAUAACAACACAAACCUCUAUAAGCAACACUUGAAUCAAGUGCAGCUGAACUGGAACAUAAAAGCUGUUUUCUAACUUUUUUUUUUUUAAUGCACUAAUCUUCAGUUGGAUGAAAAUAAUGUGUAACUGUUUUCAGCAACAGGAUUCUGCUUAUUCUAAUUACUCAGUGAUUGCCUUGUUUAAAAAAAAGUUUGUCAUAUGUUUAGUGUUUUCUGAACUAUUGUUAUGUAUAAUCUUUGUGCCCAAUUUCUUUCGAUUCUUGGCCACCACUCCUUCCUUCUCAGAUAGUUACUGAUUUGACAGAAGUGGUAGAUUUGUAAAUUUCUCCAGCACUGAAUGCUGUAAGUCAUUUUAAUCUUUUGAGCAGAUUUUAUCAGAACUAAAAAUGCCUUCUUAGAAGAUACAUAUAAGGAAGAUUAAACAUCAUGAAUAUUCACCUUUAAAUUUCCCUCAUACUAUUGCUUGUCAUGGAGUAAUUUUAAGUUUACUGUUUGCAUAGAAAUUAUGUAGGCUGGUUACUUACUUGAAGAAAUUAAGGGUUUUUUUGUUUUGGGGGGUUUAUUUUUGCCUACAACAUUUGAUAAAAAAUCAAGGUAAAGUAUUUAUUUGAAAGCCCAGCUUCAGUGGUAAAUAUUGUUGGAUGCAUCUAGUAUUUUAAGCGUGUCAGAUUAUUUAAUGUAUAUGUAACAGUUACUAGAGCAUACCAACACUAAAAUUUAAAUGUGACACUUGGAGCAUACUUCACUAGCAAUUUACAAACAACUUUUGUCAUCUGCAAAAAUUUUGACUGUUUUAUUUUCAGGAGGUACCACAUCUGCUAAGAACAACAGCUAAAGCAGAAAGUGAGCAGUGCUUUUUAUUAAAAUGGCAUUUCUUUUUAUUAAGAUGGCAUUUCUAC